This is a messenger RNA of Drosophila serrata, 1647 nucleotides long. RefSeq names its product 5'-3' exonuclease PLD3. NCBI's taxonomy places the organism in Eukaryota, Metazoa, Arthropoda, Insecta, Diptera, Drosophilidae. The record is from RefSeq and is a predicted model, not a curated record. Gene Ontology annotation, molecular function: catalytic activity.
AGGCGCUUAACAGCACUGGCUACUCCCAUUUGUUUGCGUGAGCGGGCGAGUGACAAUUCCCAACAACUGUGCGAAUAAUAAAUAAGUUCGGAUGGGAAAAUGUUUGGCCAAGCGCAGUCGGCACUAGUCCUGACCCAAACGCGAUGUCCGAGCGUCGAGGUGUGCACGAGAUACCCGGGGAGUACCAGCCAGUGCCCAGACAACCCAGCCUAGGAGGAGAACCAACUGCAUCCACUUCGUGCUGCCGGCGUCCCAAUUGCAAUUAUCAAAUCCGGAAUGGGCAGAAGGUUUGCUGCUGCUGCGGCCACGGCUACAUCAUACCCGUGUUUAUACUCUUCGUCUUGGUGAUGAUUGUCCUGCUGUUGCCGUGGGAGACCAUCCACCGAAACGAGACCGCAAAGAGCCCCGUGCCCGUGGACACCCCGUUGCCAUGCCAACUCGAGGUGGUGGAGAGCCUGCCUAUCGGACUGAACUACAGCAACGUUGAGGGUACCCACCCUCGUCUGAGGAGCACAUUCGAGGCUUGGCAGCUGCUGCUGAGCAGGGCAAAGACAUCGCUGGACAUAGCCGCGCCCCACUGGACUUUACGGGGAGUGGAUGUCAACGACAGCAGCACCGAGCCCGGCGACCACCUCUUUCAGCGUUUGCUGGCCAACGGGGAUGUGGGUAGACCAAAGCUGCGCAUGCGAAUCGUGUUAAACCGCAGCCAGGACAGUCUGUGGCAUGCCGAUGCCCGAAUCCUGUCCAACUACGGAGCAGCGGAGGUUGUGGGAAUCAAUUUCCUAGGUUCGAAGCUAUGGCUGGCAGACGGCGAGCACUUCUAUCUUGGCAGCGCUGACAUGGACUGGCGUUCGCUCACCCAGCGCAAGGAGCUCGGUGUCCUGGGCAGGAAUUGUCCGCAUAUGGCGCAAGAUCUGGCCAAGAUCUUUAAGACCUAUUGGUACCUGGGCAACAAUGAGGUGCCUGACUACUGGCCCUGGAUCUAUCAAACGCACAUCAAUCAACGGCGGCCACUGCUGCUGAACAUUAAUAAGAACCACACAAUGCGUGCCUAUCUGGCCACUUCACCACCUGGACUCUCGCCCACUGGCAGGACCCACGAGCUGGAUUCAAUUAUAGGCGCCAUCGAUUCGGCCACCGAAUUUGUAUCUAUAUCCUUAAUGGAUUACUCACCGAUAUUGAGGAGCGGCAAGAAGGUGGAGUAUUGGCCUUACAUCGACAAUGCCCUGCGGAGAGCUGCCUUGGAGAGGAGUGUGGCCAUCAAGCUGCUCAUUUCUUGGUGGAAGUACUCGGAUCCGAGCGAGGAUUUUUUCCUGAGAUCACUGCAAGCGCUAAACAAGAUGCGGGAGGAGGUAGACAUACAAGUGCGCCGCUUUGUUGUGCCCACCACCGAUGGGCUGGAGAAAAUCUCCAGCGGAAGAGUCGCCUCCAAUUCGUACCUGGUCACCGAUGAAAUAGCCUUUAUAGGAUCUGCCAGCUGGUCAGGCGAGCGUUUUAUGUACUCAGCGGGAGUGGGGCUUCUCCUACAGGACAUGGACUCCAACAACAACAGCUUGCGAUCCGAUUUGCUGACCAUUUUCCAGAGAGAUUGGUUCAGCCCCUAUGCUGUGCCCCUGAAACCGAAUUUGCGAAUUUGAAUCUAGCUGU